GCUCGAGUGCCGGCGGCCCAGCGGCCGUUUCGGUGCGGCGCCGCCAAUCGCCAUGUCCCUGCGGAAGCCGGGCGAUGGCGGCGGCGGAAGCGCGAGGCGGGCGGGCUCCCCGGAGGAGGCUCGGGAGCUCCCGGAAUGCGCGCCGGGCGGGCGCCUGAUGCCGCUGCUGCCUUGGGACCGCUUCUCGGCCUGGCUGCACUGCGUGUGCGUGGUGGGCUUCGACCUGGAGCUCGGGCAGGCGGUGGAGGUAAUACAUCCUCAACAUGCAAAACUUACAGAUAAAGAGAAAACCAAUAUUUGCUAUUUGUCUUUCCCAGAUUCCAAUUCAGGUUGCCUUGGAGACACACAGUUUUGUUUUAGAUUUCGACAGUCUUCUAGCAGAAAGCUUUCAUGGCAUUGUCUACUGGACCAGUUUGACAGAGACCUACCCAUUUACUUGAAGAAGGAUCCUGCAUAUUAUUAUGGUUAUGUAUAUUUCAGACAAGUACAAGACAAAACCUUAAAAAGAGGCUACUUUCAGAAGUCCUUGGUUCUGAUCAGCAAGCUGCCUUAUAGCCACAUUUUUCACACUGUGCUUGGAAAAAUUGCACCUGAAUAUUUUGAAAAAAACGAACCUUUCUUGGAAGCAGCUUGUAGCGAUAUUGAUCGAUGGCCACCACCAGUCCCAGGAAAAACCUUAAAUUUGCCUAUUAUGGGCAUUGUAAUGAAGGUGCGGAUUCCUACCUGCCAUGACAAUCCUGGAACAACCCAAGUAAUACAGUCCACACAGCAGACGGACACACAGGUCUCCAUUGCAUUGCCUACUGUCCAUGAAGUUGAUCUCUUCAGAUGUUUCUUGCCAGUGUUCUUUCACAUCCAGAUGCUAUGGGAGCUCGUGUUGUUAGGGGAACCGCUUGUUGUCAUGGCACCAUCACCAUCAGAGUCUUCAGAAACCGUGUUGGCACUUGUAAGCUGUAUCUCACCUCUGAAGUACUAUAGUGAUUUUAGGCCUUAUUUUACAAUACAUGACAGUGAAUUCAAGGAAUAUACCACUCGUACUCAGACCCCGCCUUCUGUCAUAUUAGGAGUGACGAAUCCAUUUUUUGCUAAAACUCUGCAACACUGGCCACACAUCAUCCGAAUAGGAGAUAUUAAACUGUCAGGUGAAGUACCAAAGCAGGUGAAAGUGAAAAAGCUAAAGAACUUAAAGACUUUGGAUUCUAAGCCUGGUGUUUAUACAUCUUAUAAGUCAUACUUGAACAAAGAUGAAGAAAUCAUAAAACAGUUACAAAAGGGAGUACAGCAGAAGCGUCCCGGAGAAGCUCAAAGCAUAAUCCUUCGUCGUUAUUUUUUGGAACUGACCCAGAGCUUCAUUAUUCCUCUAGAACGAUACGUAGCAAGCCUGAUGCCUCUGCAAAAGAGCAUAUCACCUUGGAAGAGCCCACCACCGUUGAAGCCAUUCAACCAAGAGGAAUUUAUGAAAACUCUUGAGAAAGCAGGGCCUCAGCUCACCUCAAGAUUAAAAGGAGAUUGGAUAGGACUCUACAGGCAUUUUUUGAAAUCUUACAACUUUGACGGUUGGUUCAGGACUCGGCGGAAAGAAAUGACACAGAAGCUGGAGGCAUUGCACUUAGAAGCGCUAUGUAAUGAGGAUUUGCUUUUCUGGAGUCAGAAGCAUACUGAAGUGGAAACAGUGGAUUUAGUUUUGAAAUUAAAGGAUAAAAUGGCUGAUGGAGAAAACUUACCUGUGAAACCAGGCACUGUGGAAAAGUUACAGAUGCACAUUGAUUCAAUUAUUCUUGCACUGCCAGAAGAUUUACAGGGUAUACUCAUCAAAACGGGCUCAACGUGACUAACUGGACUUUUAUGCAGCCAUAUGUACCACAUUGCACAUUUGAAAGGUGUAAAGGCACUUGCAAAGAACAGUGGACGUGCAAAGUAUAUGGUACUGGAAACAGACUAUGUUAAUACUUAAAACAUUAUUUUAAACAGCCCCUUAGGUUCAACUUGAAUAUGGAAGGAACUGAUUUUUUUUUUUUUGGCAUACGUUUAAAAUUAAGUGCUCUUACUGAACAUCUGCAUGCAUCUUAAACUUCCACAAUGCAGUGCAGACACUGCAGAGCUUCUAAAAUGGGUGCUGAUCUGCCCAAUUGUAUUAAACUCAGGGGAAGCAAUAUUCCUGUUGGUUUCAAUGACUUAUCACACUUAAUGGAAUAGCUAGUAGCUGUCCAGUGAGUACUUUGUCUUGAUAUUUUACUUCCUAUUAAGAUCUCAAAUGCUAGUCUACUAAAUAUUAUAAUUCAGUUCAGUUAUUACAGAGCUGAUGGCCAAACCUGAAUUCAUUUAUUCAAUUUAUACCCUGCCUUUCCUUCAAUGAGCUCAAGGCACUGUAUAUCAUUCCCCACCCUCGAUGCCAAUUUUACCCUCACAGCAACCUUUUGAAGUAGACUGCGCUGAAAGAUAAGUGACUGGUUGAGGGUCAGUGAGAAUCAUUGCCGAGUGAACAUUUGACCCCAGAUCUUUCCAGUCCUAGUCCAUUACUAACCACUACUACACCACCCUGGCUCUCAGACUGGUUUAACAAUUGGGAUCACCCCUGUAGUAUUGAACACUCCUCCAUUUUCCUUCUGUUAGGUCCAUGUAUCUUUUCCCCACAUUCCCAGUUACAGUAAUUGGAGGCUGCUCUAGUAUUUCAACAGGGAAAACGGGGGUUGCUGCUUAUCAUAGUUUGCAGGGUGUAUUGAUUUUAAAUCAAGGCAGUACAAAUCCCGAUUUAAAUCAGCAAGAAAAAAA
This is a messenger RNA of Lacerta agilis (Sand lizard), 2772 nucleotides long. It is a transcript of the gene DENND6A, whose product is annotated as DENN domain containing 6A. The transcript is spliced from 20 exons. NCBI's taxonomy places the organism in Eukaryota, Metazoa, Chordata, Lepidosauria, Squamata, Lacertidae. The record is from RefSeq and is a predicted model, not a curated record. Gene Ontology annotation, molecular function: guanyl-nucleotide exchange factor activity. Gene Ontology annotation, cellular component: recycling endosome. Bases 53 to 1831 code for a protein of 592 amino acids.